Molecule: messenger RNA, 1374 nt
Organism: Elaeis guineensis (African oil palm)
Lineage: Eukaryota; Viridiplantae; Streptophyta; Magnoliopsida; Arecales; Arecaceae
Source: RefSeq, a predicted model, not a curated record
CCGUCGAUACUCGCGCAGGCAGUCAGGCUGGUUGCUCAAGCAGCACCUUGGUACAAUAGUGAAUUUGAUGAGAGGCUGCUCAUUCACAUUUCUUAUAGCCCAAGAAGGUGGGCUUGUCGUAACUGCUCAUUGGCAUCAGGAAGUUUGCAUCCAUGCGACUUCAAAAUGGGCAAGCUGUUAGCUUCUCUUCAAGCUUUUAGAUGCAUGUAUAACUUUGUGAUAAGGUUACCCAUUGUUCAUGUGGGAUCUGUAGACAAUACUUUCAGGAAUGUUCUCUACAAGGGAAUAACUUAUCAUGCCAAAGAACUGCAGAGUGCGAAAGUCUUAAUAGAUGGAAAUUUGGUGACUGAAGAUCUGCAUAGCAUUUCAGAGGGCUUUCACAAAGUCGAAUUUCUUUUACCAUUCAAGAAAGACACAUCUGCUGAAGCAUGCAGCUCUGAGGAGGUUUCAGGCCUUGUUGUAUUCAGCGGAUCAGUUUGUGCCUCUGCAUAUUUGGGUCCAAGAGAACCUAUUUCACAAGCCAUAGCCGAUCUGAAGGGAGAUAUUAUCACCAGUUUAAGAAGUAGACUUGAUAUCGUCUCUGAUGAGGCAGAAGGAGAAGCAGCCUCGGCUGCUAAUAGUAGCAUUGAAGCAUGUGAAGAUGCAUCAGCUGGGAAGCCCAUUCACCAACUCAUUUUACACGAAUUAAGAAAAACCUGUUGCCUCUCUUUUCCUCGAAGAGUUCUUGUUCCAUGGUUCGCUGGCAUCUUCAUCUGUGACUACAUGCAACCAUCAGAAACAUUUGAGGAUGUGAAAGAUCGCUGCAAGGAGAUGAUGUCCAUGGAAUCACCAGUAGAGGCUUCUGCAAUAGUAGAACCAGAAACAGUAGCAGCCACAGUGACAGAAAAAUCAUUUUGGGAUGUAACUCAUGGAGAUACAGCAUCUCUGCUUGAUGACUCCAAGAACAGAAGACAUUCAACCGACAAAGCAGGCAGUGGAAAAUCAAAAGUUAGCAGUCUGAACUUUCCAAUUGCUAUUUUUAUCAUCCUAGUGGCUGUGCUGGUUGGGUGGGCAAUUACAGUUUCUGGACGAAUGAAAGUUGCUCCUUAGUGACAGUAAUUAUUUUUUCACCCCCACUUGCUUUUAGUCUGAUGUCAUUGCUACUUUCCCAUUUAAUUUUUGAAUUCCUUUUUCCCCUUUAUUUCCUUUUUUGUUUUUUGGGUCCUUUUGUUAUCGUCGGUUGUAUGUUAUGUAUACUGGAUGAGUAACGGAGGUAUCAGUUGAAGUCCUGGUCUUUAUUAUUAUUGUCUAUUAGCCAUGUUUAUAGGAGCCCGACUCCUUUAAAGAGGAAUAUAAUACCCUUAAUCUGAAAUGAAAAUAUUGAAUGGCUCUCAA